AUGCCACCACUGUCCUCUCGGCCUGCUCCCCAUCUCAACUCCCAGGGAGAGGCGGGGAUCCUCUCUGCCGCCCUGGCCCGAAGGAGGCAGAAGCGCGGAGGGGCACCCCCUGACCCCAUCAGCUUCUACCGCCUAGAAGAGCCAUCUUCCCUCUCCCUGGGGACGCAGGCAGCCCUCCCCACUGCCAGGUACCAGUCCCCUCUUGGCAGCCAGCAGUCAGCCAGGCACCUGCCCCCUCCCCGCCGCAUGAGGUGCCACUUCCCCAGCCUCCAGCAAACCCUCCCCUCCCGUGGUAGAGACCACAUCAGGAGGCUUACGGACAGCAGGGGCCCCUUGUUCCUUGGGAGCGGGCGUCUUCUGGUAGGAGAGGCAGGACGGCUGCUGACGGGCGUGUCUUGGAAGAUGGCACCGGAACCGUUCUUGAAGGAGGGGGCAGCAGCGGCCCUCCAGGCUGCCUCUGGAAUUGGAGGGCAGGCUGCCUCCCCAGGCUUUGGAAGAAGUGGCCUCUUGCUGCUGCUGCUGUGCCUUCUCUGUGCCCCAGACCGUCCGCCCACAGCCCAGUCCCUGCUGGGGGCAUCUGGGGGGUCCGGCCUGGGGACAUCUGGGGACGGUGGUCUGCCAGGCACUGGGCGUGUGAAACGUGGCUGGGUCUGGAACCAGUUCUUCGUGGUGGAGGAGUACACGGGCACAGAGCCACUGUACGUGGGGAAGAUUCACUCAGACUCAGACGAGGGGGACGGCUCCAUCAAGUACACUAUCUCUGGAGAGGGUGCCGGCACCAUCUUCCUGAUUGAUGAGCUGACGGGGGACAUUCACGCCACAGAACGUCUCGAUCGCGAGCGGAAAACCUUCUACACCCUGCAAGCUCAGGCACGGGACCGCCAGACCAACCAGCUGCUGGAGCCCGAGUCGGAGUUUGUCAUCAAGGUGCAGGACAUCAAUGACAGCGAGCCCCGGUUCCUGGGGGGCCCCUACAUCGGGAGCGUGGCCGAGCUCUCCCCCGUUGGGACCUCGGUGAUGCAGGUCCUGGCCUCUGAUGCGGACGACCCCACCUACGGGAGCAGCGCCCGCGUGGUCUACAGCGUCCUGGAGGGGGAGCAGCACUUCACCGUGGACAGCAAGACAGGGGUGAUUCGGACGGCCGUGGCCAACCUGGACCGGGAGACCCAGGACCGCUAUGAGGUGGUGGUCCGGGCCACAGAUAUGGCUGGGCAGCUGGGGGGCCUCUCUGGCUCCACAACCGUCACCAUUGUCAUCACUGAUGUCAACGACAACCCUCCUCGCUUUCCACAGAAGAUGUACCAGUUCAGCCUGGUGGAAACGGCCCCGGUGGGCACGCUGGUCGGGCGAGUGAAGGCAGAGGAUGCAGAUGUGGGUGAGAACACAGACAUGGCCUAUCAGAUCAAGGACGAGGGGGCCCUGGGACCCUUCCAGGUGGCCACAGACAGCCGCACACAGGAAGCGCUGAUCUCCUUGCAGAAGCCUCUGAACUUCGAGGCCCAGGCUGUCCACACCGUGGUCUUGGAGGCCCUGAAUAAGUUUGCUGACCCCCACUUUAUGGACUUGGGCGCCUUCCGGGAUCAGACCGUAGUGCUGGUCUCUGUGCUGGAUGUGGAUGAACCCCCCGAGUUCCAGGCCCCCAGUGGCCUGCUGGAGGUACAGGAAGAUGCGCUGGUGGGCUCCCUGGUGGGCGUGGUCACCGCGAUGGACCCCGAUGCGGCCAGCAGACCUGUUCGGUAUGCCCUCGAACACCCCAGCGACACGGAGCAGAUUUUUGAUGUCGACCCCCAGACCGGGGCCAUCCUGACCAGCCAGGCCUUGGACCGAGAGACUGCGGGCUGGCACAACAUCACCGUCUUGGCCAUGGAGGCUGACAAUCCUACUCAAGUGUCCAGGACAGUGCUCAGAAUUCGCAUCCUGGACGUGAACGACAACCCACCCGAACUGGCCACGCCCUACGAAGCCGCGGUCUGUGAGGACGCCAAGCCAGGAGAGCUGAUCCAGACCCUUGGUUUGGGGGCCCGGGACGAGCCGCAGAGUGGCCACCGCUUCUAUUUCACGCUAGCCCCCGAGGCUUGUCCACAGUCUAAUCAACAUUAUUCAGUCAUUGAUUGCAUUGUAGCCAACACAGCUGCCCUGCACACUCAGCACCCGGGCUUCAAUCGGCAGGAGCAGGAUAUUUUCUUGCUGCCCAUCCUGGUGGUGGAUAGCGGCCCACCCACCCUCAGCAGCACCGGCACGCUCACUGUCCGUAUCUGCGGCUGCGACAACGCUGGCACCAUCCAGUCGUGCAACACCACCGCCUUUGUGGUAGCCCCUUCGCUCAGCCCCGGCGCCCUCAUUGCCCUGCUGGUCUGCGUUCUCAUCCUUGUGGUGCUGGUCCUCUUGAUCCUGGCCCUGAAGCGCCACCAGAAGGGGCACCUGGCCUCAGAGGAAGACGAGGACAUGCGGGACAACGUCAUCAAGUACAACGAUGAGGGUGGUGGCGAGCAGGACACCCAGGCCUAUGACAUGUCGGCGCUGCGCAGCCUCUACGAGUUCAGCGAGACCAAGGGGGACGAGAAGGGGACGCCCCCCCUGCCCUCGGAGCUCCACACCCUGCCCCAGUGGCGCCAGGCGCCAGACCUCGACUUCGCCCUCUUCAGAGACUACAUCGGCCGCAAAGUGGGGCAGGCGGAUGCGGACCCAUCCGUGCCCCCCUACGACUCCUUCCAGACCUACGCCUUUGAGGGGGCCGACUCCCCUCCGGCCUCCCUGAGCUCCAUCGCUUCCCGCUCGACUGGCUCUGAGCAGGACUUCUCCUAUCUCAGCGGCUGGGGCCCCCGCUUCCGGCAGCUGGCCGUGCUCUACGCCGGGCCCCGAGGCCAGGAGAGCAGCCGGGAGACCUAGCCCCCGGCCAGAGGCCCGGAGUGCCAGCUGGAGCAGGGCUCCUCAGGGCCCCCAUGAAUCCCACCGCACGCCCUCGCCCUCUUCCAGGGCCCCCGCAGGAGCUUGGCGUGAGGGAGGUGGCCUGGCCACCGGUGCAGCCUCCUUGGACUCCCCCUCCUCUUCCUCCUCCAUUAAAGCAUUCCACCUCCCUGGAAGAAGGAGCCAGGGCCAGGCAGCUCCUCUGGCAAAUUAUCAUUUCAGUAUAUCUGUGUAAGGAGAGGGAACUGCCGGUGGGGGGCAGGGGCAGGGAGGCCACCUUUGGUUGCCAAAUUGAUUUUGCCCCUCGAUUCUCAGCGUCUGACGAGCUUUGAUCUGUUGAGCAGCGCCUCUGCCGAGGGCCCGGCUGCUCCCUCUCUGGAGGGCUCCCUGGUCUUGGGGGCGGCUGGCCCUGGGCUCCCAUCCAGACAGAUGGGGCCCUCUUGUACUUCGGCUCAGGCGCUCUGGCCAGUCCGCGGCUCCCGAGGGAGGUCCAGGCAGACCCUUUCCCCAGCCUCCCACCGUGCCGCCCUCCCUUCGCCCCUCCUUGCUGUGCCUCAUCCUUCCUGGCUCUGCAGCAGAAGCGUGGCUGCCCAGAGGUGCCACUGAUCCCCAGGGUCUCCUCCCCACCUUCCUCGGCAUACUGGGGGCUUGGGGAGCCAAAGGUCUGCAGCCAGCCUCCUUUUGUACCUGCAGCCUGCCCUGGAGAUCCUCAGCCCACAACUCCAAUUGGAAAGGGCCCGUGGGGGAGCUCAGCAAGGGGGAUUCCUGGGGCAAAGCUGGCGCAGGAGGGAGCCCAGGGUUCCGGUACCAGGUGGACCUCCCUUCCAUUCUGGGGCGCCUGCCCUGAACCCGGGGCAUUUUAUGGGCUGCUGUCCCCUCCACUUAAGCCUGGUCUGACCUCCCGCUUGACCGAGAGGCCUUGUCUCAGGGUUUCUGCCGACCACCCUCAGCUCCUCGCCGCCCCCGUGGCACCGCUGGCCCUCACUGUGACUUCCCCUCUGGCUCCUUUCUGCCAGGGGCGGAGUUGAGGCUCUUCCCCCUCCUGCUCAGGAACUUUUAUGGGCUUCUUUUCCGGCCCCUGGUGGGGAACCAGCCCCCUCCCCUUGUUUAACUGGAGCAGCCAGCCUCCCAGGCAAGGGGUCAAACAGGGUAUCUGACAUUUUCCAUCCGGAUUCCUUCCACCACUGCUGCACGCAGAACAGCCAUGGGGGGGGGGUCCAUGUGCACCCCUCCACGCCCCAGACACUGCAGUGCUCCCUCUUCUGCACCAUCACUGAGCCCUCCCUUCCCCUGCCCCAAGUGGGGAGGAGCUGGCAGCCCCCACCCCCCACCC
Python bivittatus (Burmese python) is the source of this 4240-nucleotide messenger RNA. Lineage: Eukaryota; Metazoa; Chordata; Lepidosauria; Squamata; Pythonidae. The record is from RefSeq and is a predicted model, not a curated record.